This is a messenger RNA of Lodderomyces orthopsilosis Co 90-125, 1881 nucleotides long. RefSeq names its product alpha-1,2-mannosyltransferase (gene ALG11). The record is from RefSeq and is a predicted model, not a curated record. Gene Ontology annotation, cellular component: endoplasmic reticulum membrane. The transcript has a single exon. Gene Ontology annotation, biological process: protein N-linked glycosylation. The coding region runs from base 1 to 1881 and encodes 626 amino acids. Lineage: Eukaryota; Fungi; Ascomycota; Pichiomycetes; Serinales; Debaryomycetaceae. Gene Ontology annotation, molecular function: GDP-Man:Man(3)GlcNAc(2)-PP-Dol alpha-1,2-mannosyltransferase activity.
AUGGUUCGCAGAUUUGAUAAGAGAAGCCAAUUGCAAUUCAACCAAUACCCAGCCACUACCCUAAUCAUGUGGUUUAUCUUAGGAGUACUACUCGUGAUAUACUUCAUCCAUCAAGUAUUCAACUCCAUCCUACCUCAUUACUUUUUGGUCCCCUCCCAGAAAUGGCAAGACUCAAUCCUUAAAGUUGUCAAUUACGAAAAACCCAUCUACUUGAAAGUAAGUCACAAAAGAUCAAGUUUCAGACGUCGACUCGUAUUGGCUAGUGAAAUACCGUCAUUUUAUACCAAUUUCAUCAACAACAAGUUGAAAAUUUCACCUCAGGAUAUUGCUAAUAAGGAUGAAUUUAUGCAAGAAAUGAGAAGAAGAGAUGUCAAUGAUCCGAAAAGAAGAUUGUUGUAUGGGUUCUUUCAUCCGUAUGCAAAUAAUGGUGGUGGUGGUGAGAAGGUAUUGUGGGAAGCUGUAAAAGCUACGUUAGAUCAGAAUGAGAAGAAUAUAUGUGUUAUUUACACUACAAAUGUCGAUGCUGAGCCGUUGUCGAUUUUGAGAAAAGCCAGAGAUAAAUUUCAAGUUGAAGACUUGGAUCAUAAAAGAAUUUUGUUCAUUUAUUUGAGAAGAUUUGGAAAGUUUAUAGACAGCUCCUAUUGGAAACGUUUGACUAUUGUAGGGCAAUUAUUUGGUACCUUUUUGUUAAGUUUAGAAGCAGCGUUUGAAUUGUCGCCAGAUGUGUGGGUUGAUACUAUGGGAUUACCGGGGAGCUACUUUGUUGCAUCAAUUGUUUUAAGAAUUCCCAUAAUUGCUUAUGUACAUUAUCCAAUCUUGCAGGAAAACAUGUUCAACAAAUUGAAAUACAAUUACAUAUCUGACAUUAAAAAAGUGAGAAACAAGCCUGAUGUUUUUAGCUUUGUUAAGUUUCUAUACUGGUCUUGCCUUUACUGGGUCUAUGUUUACAUUGGUUCAUAUGUGGACGUAACCUUAGCCAAUGGAUCCUGGACGUUUAACCAUAUGCAAAAGAUAUGGACUUACAACCGAGCUUUGGGCAAUGAGGUUGACAUACUAUACCCACCAUGUGGAACUGAGUACCUUGUUAAUGAGAAAGCUGAAAACGGUACAAGAACAAAUAAGCUUUUGUAUUUGGCGCAAUUUCGCCCCGAGAAACGCCAUAUAUUGGUUUUGAAAGAGUAUCAGCAAUUCCUUUUAAAUAACUACCCCAACAUAACAUUUCCCAGAGCAGAAGUGCCCACUUUGUUAUUUGCUGGAUCUUGUCGUACAAAAGAUGAUACCGCAACUUUGGAGUUUUUACAACAAGAGGUGAAGACACUUGAACUAGACAAGUUUGUUGAAUUUGCAGUCGAUUGUUCAUAUGAUGAGAUUGUGAAGUAUCUAUCAACUUGUAAAUUCGGACUCAAUGCCAUGUGGAAUGAGCAUUUUGGAAUUGGUGUUGUUGAAUACGUCGCAAGAGGAUGUAUCCCCAUUGUCCAUGCUUCGGCAGGACCCCUUCUUGAUAUAGUAACAGGGGAAAGGUUCAAAGACUGGUACAACACCACCGGCUUCUUUUUCAAAUCGUUUGCUGACCCAGAUUUCGAUCCUUCGUUACAAACCACAAAAGACAAUAAGGAAAAAUAUUUGGUGUUUGAAGUUAAUGGAGAGAAAAUGGAAUUCCCCACAUUAGAGCAACUUCUUUCUACCAUAUUUGUUACUGAUAGACUGCUCAUAAGUGAUGAAGCAAUGGGGAGAAUGAGAACCACGGGACAACAAUUGGUGGUUGAUAAAUUUUCCAAUAAAAUGUUUGAAGAUAAAUGGAAAAGACACAUUGAAAAAGUGGAAGCACUUGAAAAGGAGUAUAGAGUAGAGAGAAGAGGAAAGUUAGAGAGUGUAUACUAG